AAAUCUCCUGCGCACUAAAUAGGCAGCCUAAGUAGGACGCGAGUGCUCCGAUUGGGACGCGGCCUGAGUCGGGUCAUAUGUCCCUGAGGGCGAGGGCUAAAUAUGGACUUAACCCGCCGCCAGAGCGUCCGGCAUGCCAGCGCGCGGUGUCCGCUCGGUCGCCCUCACUGCGCGGUUCUGCUCUCGGGUUUAAAGAACCGGGACACGGCUCCACUGAAGCGCUAGCGCCGUGUCGCCUCGACGGUCCAACUGCUGAAGAGAGACCCCCACCAACCAACAAACAGCCCCCAACUUCCAGCCUCUACAGCCGCGCCUCCUCCUGCCUUCUUCCCCUCAGCGGAGAGAAUGGAGGCCUCAGAGCAGGAGGUGUCUCUGGAGAACCAUGCUGUGUGUAAUUCAGCGCCUGACCCAGCAGCUGAGGCCUACCUGAACUUCAUGAAGAAGCACCAAUGCUAUGACGCCAUUCCGACCAGCUGCAAACUAGUGGUGUUUGACACCACCCUGCCCGUUAAAAAAGCCUUCUUCGCACUGGUGGCAAAUGGCUUGCGGGCGGCACCGCUGUGGGACAGCAAACUCCAGAAAUUUGUGGGCAUGCUGACCAUCACAGAUUUCAUCAACAUUCUUCACUGCUAUUACAAGUCGCCUAUGGUUCAGAUCUAUGAGUUGGAGGAGCACAAGAUUGAGACAUGGAGAGGUGAUUCAUUUCAAAACGUUUUCCUACAGUACCAUGACCGAAGCCUUAUCAGCAUCACCCCCCAAGCAAGCCUUUUCGAUGCUGUCUAUUCCUUACUGAAGCACAAGAUCCACAGACUGCCUGUCAUUGACCCAGAGUCUGGAAAUGUCCUUCACAUUUUGACACACAAGAGAAUUCUCAAGUUCCUCUACAUAUUUGGAGCCUCUUAUCCGAAGCCCUGCUUCUUGCAGAAGAAAGUACAAGACGCCGGAGUGGGGACGUUCCGGGACAUCGCCACAGUCCAGCAGACAGCCACCGUCUACGACGCUCUGUCCAUAUUUGUGGAAAGGCGGGUGUCUGCUCUACCAGUGGUUGAUGAGGAUGGGAAAGUUGUUGCCCUUUACUCCAGAUUUGACGUAAUUAACCUGGCUGCACAGAAAACCUACAAUAAUCUGAGUAUGACAAUGCAGGAGGCUGUGAGGAGGCGUCGGUGCUUUGUGGAAGGAGUCAUCAAAUGUUACCCUGAUGAGAAUUUGGAGACUAUUAUUAACAGAAUCGUCGAGGCAGAGGUCCACCGGCUGGUCCUGGUGGACCGGGACAAUGUAGUGUGUGGGAUUAUCUCUCUUUCAGAUCUCCUGCAGGCCAUAGUCCUUUCUCCAGCGGGCAUAGAUGCUCUGGUUUUAUAGCACUGUGAAGACAGAACCAAGCUACAUCCUUUGAACGGUCACCCCUCUCACAUACACAGAUUUUGCGGAUAACAUAUGUCAGUGUUGUUUAAGGCAUUUGUAAGGAAUGAAGAGGAACCUUGCCCCAAAUGGAACAAAUCUGAGCCACCGUUCUGCAGUCCAUACUGUCAAAUGAAAUUUGCGGGGUUGUUUCUGUGGAAAGACGUUUUUUUCUAUGUUUUAUACCCCAUAUCAGGGCUGUCAUACAAAAACAUGGAGUAUUUUAUUGGUGCAUUCAAAAUAUGGACACCUGCUACAUGGUUACAAUGAAUGCUAACAUUGAUGUGUGCUGAACUGAAAUCAUAAUACCUACAACCUCAACAAAACACCACAAACAAACCAGCAAACAAAGUGAAGACUACCACGUUCUAAAGCGAACCACCACAUCUUAAACACUGUGAUUCAUGGUGCCCUGAAUUAAGGUGAACUAUGUAAAAAGUAUUUUAAUUUUAACAUAAAUUAAAAUCUAGAAUGUGUAAUUUAACGUGAUUGACGUUUGACUGUAAAACCAAGGAAGAAAAAUUUUUUAAGUAAAAAUAUAGUCAGAUCAAAAAGUAUUUAGGCAACGACACAACACGGUCAAAAGAAUUGACGCAUGUACUCAUUCAUUGUUUCUUCUGAGCUUAUCUUGUUUUUUUGGUCUCUGAUGUCCAGGGAAGGCUUGCUACUAGAGUUUGGAGCAUUGCUGUGAGGACUUGAUUGAGCUUUAGUGAGGUCAUGCUGUUGGAUGAUCACUAUCUCUUUCAUCAUUUCCCAACUCGUCCCAGAAGUAUGGGAUUCAACAUAGUCAUUCCAGAUAACACAGUUCCACUGCUCUACAGCGCAAUGCUGAGCGAGAUUUAUACCCCUCUAAAAAACACACCUGGCAUUAGGUAUGAUGCACCAAUAGGUUUAUGUUUUUCUGAUCCAGAGAGUCCUAUUCUACAGCCCUGGAAAAAAUGAGACCACUUAAAAAUGAUGAGUUUCUUUAAUUUUACCAAAAUGAAAACCUCUGGAAUAUAAUGAAAAAGAAGAUGGCUGAUCACAAGCCAUCAAACCAAGCUGCAGUGCUUACAUUUUUGCACAAGGAGUGGCAUAAAGUUAUCCAAAAGCAGUGUGCAAGACUGGUUGAGGAGAAUAUGUCAUUUAAAAAAAAAAUUUAGACUAGAUUAGUUUAGACAAGAUUUUAAAACAGACCUAAAGUAUUUAAUCAUUUUAGAAGUAAUAGAAUGUAAAAUAAUGCUGCAUUUCAAUUUACCUUAAAUGUUGGAUGUUGGAGCUGGGAAUUGCGUUACACUUAAGUUGACGACAUUCAGAUUGAACAAAUAAUUUAUUACUAUUUCAAAAACUUUUUAAAAUAGUUUUCCAAGAAUUUUGGAGUGUUUUAUGGUGAAUCCAAACUAAAAAUAUCUUCUUUUUUAUCUCAGAGGUUAUCAUUGUUAGCAUUGUCCCAGGUUAGUACAGUUAUGUUGUGAAAACCUGUUAUAUAAUCGUUUGCAUGACAACAUUAUUGGAACAUUAUGUUAAUAAUAAAUGUAACAUUCCCAAAAUAAAAAUAACAUAAGUGGCAUUGUUAAAAUAGUUAAAUAAAACGUUUAAAGAACAUCCAAAAAUCUUGACAUCUUAGAAUGUUAAUUGAACAUUGUUACCUGGGACAAAGGAAUCAUGUCCUCAGGAAGAAGGUGAAUAGUAUGCUAUGCUAAGCUAAUAAAUGUAGGUUAGAUAUCUCUACUAGACAUGUAAUCUCUGACCGCAUAUUUUCAUUACACAUCAAUAAAUAUUUUGUUUCAGAAGAAAUGGGAAAAAGGGAAAAGAAAAUGAUAUCUGUAACAGAAGUGUGUAUUUCUGUAAAUAAUGCAUCUUUUGUAUGUUUUUACACAGCUAUACAGUUAGCAUGCUAAAAUGUUUUGUUCUGAAAAGUAAAUAAAUACAAUAAUGGG
Astyanax mexicanus (Mexican tetra) is the source of this 3317-nucleotide messenger RNA. It is a transcript of the gene prkag3a, whose product is annotated as protein kinase, AMP-activated, gamma 3a non-catalytic subunit. Bases 346 to 1359 code for a protein of 337 amino acids. The transcript has 13 exons. The record is from RefSeq and is a predicted model, not a curated record. Lineage: Eukaryota; Metazoa; Chordata; Actinopteri; Characiformes; Acestrorhamphidae.